GGGUGUGCAUGCGCGGUGCGCUUCGCUCCUUGGUCGGCACAAGGGGUUGUUUCAACCCUCAGUCUGGCGCCGCGUGCGAGACCGCGAGUCGGGCACGACGCUCUUCCUCGGGGACCACGUUUCGAGGCAACACAGGACCGUCGGGAACGAUGAUCCGCGCGACGAUGUCCCGUCAUUCGAAAUCCGAUGACCCGACCUGAAGCUAGCCUGCACCACCACCUGUAGCCGAACCUGGCCCCCCACCCCUUCGUUCGACCCGAGACUCGAUCGUUUCCUGGCCCAAUCGUUUCGACAUCGGCGAUGAACAUUCUGACCGGGUCCCCUUCGUUCACCAAAGUGUGGUUCGCGUUGUCAGCCGGCCUCCCGUCGUCCGAGAGUGUAUUUAACCCCGAGUGUCAACGAUGUGACGGGUUGGUGACGCCGGGAUCGCAGUGAUCUAACACGCCCGUGUGCCGGAAAUGGUGAGAAGUCGGUGCGCGGAACCAUGACGUGACCGCGGGAGGGGUAUCCGCUAGGUUGCUGCAGCCGGUCGCGGGCUUGAACACGCCGCCAAGAUGAGGGUGCCGGUUGGCUGGUACGUGCUGGUGCUGGCGACGUGCUGGCGCGGACCCGUUGCCGCCAGGUACGAGGGCCAGGAGGCGCAGAUCGAGCAACCGAAGGAGCUGCUGCGCCACCAGCAGAACCAUCGGCCGUCGUUCAUCGAGCGGAAACUGGAGGUCCGCGAGGACACCGAGCCUCCGAGCCAUCUGGACGACGAGCUGGAGUACCUGGACCAAGGGUUCACGGGCGGAGAGGACCCGGCGAGGAGCUGGCCCAAGCCGGAGACCAACAUCGAGAAGCCCGCCACCCAGAUCAGGCACAGUCGCUCCAGGAACCACUUCGCUAGGCAGGCGAAGCUCGAGGAGCCUGACCUGGCCUACGCCGGCGGGAAGAGGGUCCAGGCGAUCGGCAACUCGUCGCAGACCAGGGGUAGAAGUCCCGACGAGUUCCCGGGGUCCAUCGACGAACGGUCCACCGUGGACAUAGACAAGCUGAUCACGAGGCUGUCGGAGCGCAAGAAGGAGGGCAGGCCGAAGAACUCGACGUCGGUGCGUCACAGGAACAGUUCUAUGAACAAGCUGCGGAAGGCCACCGCGAGGAACAGGGCCACGAUGAUGUUCGGGAACAGAACCGCGGGGAACACGACCGACGACGUCUUCGGGCACGUCGUCCACGGGACCCAGAUAGACGGUAGCGGCGACCUGGACGACGCGGAGAGAACGAUCCUCGAGGACUACGACGUGUACAGCGACAACGAGGACGGCAGGAACAGCUCCGAGCACGAGGAGUACGAGGACUACGGCAAGAAGAUCGUGGAGCAGGCCAAGUCCAAUAAGGAAGGCGUCCACGUGGACAUCGUGACCAGGUUCCUCAGGAUCAUCGAGAACCAGCAUCUGCUGGGCGAGAACUGCACCGCUGGGACCGACCUGAACCUGGGCGAGGGCGUCGUGGAUCAGUACGCCCAGGAGAAGUUCAGGAUGGAAGCUAACCUCGCCGUGAACAGGGCCAACAUGCUGACCAGGCUGUGGAAGUACGCCCCCGAGGUGAUGUUGUCCUCCGAGUACCUGCUGCACGCUAGCAUACUCUCCAUGGUGGAGUUCGACGAGGACAUAUUCGCCGCUGGGAAUUGCUACGACAAGCUGCAGUACAAGGAACGCUGGCUGUUCUGCCCAUUCGCCCACCGGCUGCAGGACCAGGAUGGCAUACUCGUCAAGGACCUCGCUAUCGAGUACAAGUACCUCAGCAACACCAGCGAGUGGUUUUAUAUCGCCAGGAAGAACGCGGAGAAAGUGAUCGCCAACAACGAACAGUUCAGCCGCGGUUUCCACACGUACACCAUGAACGAGACCACCCACACCGACCGGGAGGAGGACGAGAUCCUGACGGUGAGAUACGAGGACGGCAGGUGGUCGAAACCGUACUACGACUGCGGCGGCGGGAAUAUCUGGAUGCUGACUUACACCGUUCCUUUCUUCGGCUACGUCAACGACACUUACUUCUUCAAGGGCACAAGUGGUAUUGACAUAGAUCUACGCAGACUGGACAUAGAUCAGUGUCCUCUGCCGCCAGGAUCCACCCAACUGAACAUUUUCGCAGCCAGCGACAAGUGCAAAAAGCGAACCACCGAGUGUAUCGCUAUUCCUGGGCUCGGAUUCCGUCGUGGUAGUUACAGAUGCAUCUGCAAACGUGGAUUUUAUUAUCCGGAUACAAAGUCACUGAUCCGAUACUACAAUGGCACUGUUAUCGAGGAAGAGUUCGAAAAAUUGAUGAUGGGCGAGGAGAGCCAGUACGAUCAGGAGAAUGUUUUUGAGUGUCUUCCAUGCGCGGAGGGCUGCGAGUCCUGCGAGGACGAGUCACCGUGUGUGGUAUCCUUGAAUUGGUUGAUGAGGACGGCAAUCUUGAUCCUGGAAUGCUGCGUUAUCGCCUGUUUGCCGGCUGUCGUACUGUUUACCUGGAAGUACGGGAACGUCAAGGUGGUGAGGGCCGCGAGCCCGGUGCUCCUCCGUGUGAUCGUGCUGGGUGCAUUUUUCAUAUAUUGCACGACGAUUGUAAUGUACCCCCGCCCAAACGUCAUAACGUGCACGGUGCGAGUUUGGCUGCGAGAAAUUGGAUUCUCACUCACCUAUGGCGCGCUUAUGCUCAAAACAUGGAGGAUAUCGGUGAUAUUCCGAGUGAAGUCGGCGAGGGCUGUGAAGAUCACAGACGGCAGUCUGCUGAAACGGCUGGGAAUCAUCGUGAUGAUAUUCAGCGUGUUCCUUGGUAUCCGGACUUUAGUCGCGCCACCGGUGGUGAUAGUUGCCCGGACUGCGGACGACCUGAAGGCUUAUCUGUGCCGGACGGACUGGUGGGAUCACAGCUUCACUACACUGGAGGUGAUGUUCCUAAUUUGGGGCAUCAGGCUGUGCAUCGUGGUGCGCAAGACACCGUCGGAGUUCAACGAGAGCCGGUUCAUCUCGAUGGCGAUCUACAACGAAUUUCUACUCUCAGUCUUCCUCAACGUCUCGAUGUUGUUCUUGCAAUCGCCGGCCAAUCCGGAUUUAUUGUACGUGAUAUUUUUCUGUCACACCCAGCUUACUGUCACGCUGCUACUGUGCCUCAUAUUCGGCAGCAAGGCCUACGUGGUGUUCCGCAGCGGGGGCAAGGAGGACGCAAAACACUCGGGGGCGACCGGUAAAUUUCUGGGAAAGAGCACCCGGCCACCGGGCACCAGCAACCAGACGAACUCGAUCUCCCUUCAGCAAGGAAACUUCACCGACGAGAGCGACGGAGCCACGGAAGAGUUCCGUCGAUUCAUAAAUCAGUUAGAGGUCCUCAAAGAAAAAAACAUUCUUCUUGGCAACCAUCAUUUAGUGAACAAGUUGGUGGCGAUGUACGAGGCAGCAAAUCGAGCAGAAACACAGGUGUCCACGAUCCAGGCGAUCUCUUCAAGUAUGAGACUGAACGAUCUAAAUGGAUCCACGGCGAUCGCUGAAACGAACGUUGGAGGAUCCUACCAAGUCGAUGGUGACAAGAAAGCUGGUGUGGAGGCGAAAGAGGAGAAACGAUGCCAGGCGUGCGUGGAGAAGAACGGCAUCAAGACCAAAGAGCCCAGCUCCUCGAAAGAUAGCGAGGUCCUGGUGACGGUGGAGCCGAAGAAGACCCCGAGGACCGCCGACGUAGCAGUGUCGACUUCCGGUAGGCCGACCAUGGAGGACAUCGGUACGGAAACGAAGCCGGAAGAGAAAGAACCGAGGGAGAAGAGUAAGAGCAAAUCGGGCCACGCCAGGACGCGCGACAUAGUGAUCAAUCUGGACGACAAGACCAGGUUCUCCGAGGAGGUCACGGUGUAGAGACCCGAGAGCGUGUCCAGUGAACCUAUUAGGCUACUCUAAUUCGAUUCGAGCGGUCAGUGUCGGUGCGCAGGUGUUCAUCGAAAAAUAUCCGAAGUUCCCUUUUGGGAAAAUCGUUCGCCGAUAGUUGAACGAUUCCCAAAAAAACUCGAGGACCCCAUGGACCAGUGCUGCGUCGGAGGAAAUUCCCCAGGAUGUGCUUUCUUUGGUGAACCGUAUGAGAAGCGUCCGGAAAUAUGUAAGUACGCGACGGAGUUUUCUCGUUUCCUCGGCGGAAGGAUGAAGCGCGUCUUCGAACGAGGAAACUUCCAGCCGAUGAGAGAAUGCACUCUCCUGCCGAAGAGGUGCGUCGCCGGUCCGUCCCAGAUAGAAAAGUUCCGCACCUUUUCUCUAGUUUCACCGAUUUUUACGGGAACCUCUCGACUUCGGAUUACUCUGAACAGGCCCGCGUAGCGAACCAAUAAGUAUUUGAUCAUUGUUGCACCACAUCGCGGAUUCCGAUGCCGGCACGCCGAUCAAACGAUUCCUCGUCCCAAAUCACGUCGGAAAUGUCUUAUGUACCAUCCAACUAGGACGCACCGUUCUUGAGAAAAUCGACUUUGAAAUAACCGACCGCCGUGGCCACGCCCCCAUCGACGCGCGCACGUCGGCAGAAAUUUCAACCACGAUUUACUCGGCGAAGGUGCGUUCUAGGAGAAAAUUGUGUAGGACGUUUUCGACGUGCUUUUGCUCGGAGAAUCGAAUUCCGUCGACACUUCCGCGCGAUAAAACGAAACUUUCGAACGUUAGAACGUUUCUCGAACGUGACACACGGGGAGAUGUUUGCUCGGCGCGCGACCGAGCACACGAAAUCCGCGAACGUUGUUUAUUUAAAAACUCGAUUCUAUCUGGGACACAUCCGUCAGCCUCGACGCGCAUGGGCGGCCCGCUCAGCUUCUGUAAAUAUCGCCCUAGCCGCUUAUUCGAAGUCUUCUCUGCCGUAACGCGUAAGUUGAUUUGUAAAUAAUACAGAGCCGCUCCCACGCGAGCGACUUCGCGCGAGCCACACGAACGGAUCGAAGCCGUUUACAUUCGAGAUCGAGCGGGUCCUGAGAUAUAUGGGCGGGGAGAGAGAACGACCCGCCCGCGCGCUCGUCAUAUCAGUCCAACUGUAAAUAACGUUGUACAUAAACCACGCGACGCGCGAGUUUGCCACUAGACUAACGAUCGAGUUUCGUUGUUAUGAUCGUGCGUUAGGUUAUCACGGAGCGUCGUUGGACUAACCGGGGACAUUGUGAUCGGUUGUUGCACAAGGAAUCGCGGGAUCUUCGAGUUUUCGAUAAUCGUUCUUGCCUUCUAUCCUAGACACUCUGAUGCAA
Megalopta genalis is the source of this 5227-nucleotide messenger RNA. Its product is annotated as metabotropic glycine receptor. Gene Ontology annotation, cellular component: membrane. Lineage: Eukaryota; Metazoa; Arthropoda; Insecta; Hymenoptera; Halictidae. Gene Ontology annotation, biological process: G protein-coupled receptor signaling pathway. Gene Ontology annotation, molecular function: G protein-coupled receptor activity. The record is from RefSeq and is a predicted model, not a curated record.